This is a messenger RNA of Dioscorea cayenensis subsp. rotundata (Guinea yam), 2929 nucleotides long. Its product is annotated as WD repeat-containing protein 48. Gene Ontology annotation, molecular function: ubiquitin binding. The record is from RefSeq and is a predicted model, not a curated record. The transcript has 19 exons. Gene Ontology annotation, biological process: double-strand break repair via homologous recombination; protein deubiquitination. NCBI's taxonomy places the organism in Eukaryota, Viridiplantae, Streptophyta, Magnoliopsida, Dioscoreales, Dioscoreaceae. The coding region runs from base 188 to 2479 and encodes 763 amino acids.
GCGAUAUCUUUUUUCAUCUAUUUCUUUUAUUUCAUCGCGCAGCGAAACUACAGAGCGUGCUUCGAGUCUUCGUUCUCGUCGUUGUUCCCUUUGCGUUCAGCGAUUUCGAUCUUCUCUCGCUCUGAAAGGAAGUCUCAAUCUGGAAACCUAAUCGAGUUCUUCAUCUCCAUCUUCUGGUGCUCUUGCGAUGCAUCGUGUAGGCAGUGCUGGCAACACUUCGAAUUCAACUCGUCCUCGGAAAGAGAAACGCAUAACAUAUGUUCUGAAUGAUUCAGACAAUACCAAGCAUUGUGCAGGUGUUAAUUGUCUAGCUGUCUUAAAGUCUCCAUCUGAUAGCUGUGAUUAUCUUUUCACUGGAAGCAGAGAUGGGACAUUGAAAAGGUGGUCUUUGGGUGAGGAUGAAGCUAGUUGUUCUGGAACUUUUGAGUCUCAUAUUGACUGGGUGAAUGAUGUGGUUCUUGCUGGUAACACUCUUGUGUCAUGUUCUUCUGACACAACCCUUAAGACAUGGAAUUGCUUGUCUGGUGGCACUUGUACAAGAACACUUCGCCAACAUUCGGACUAUGUUAUUUGUCUUGCUGCAGCAGAAAAAAAUAGCAAUAUCAUUGCCUCUGGGGGCCUUGGUGGAGAAGUCUUCAUAUGGGACAUUGAAGCUGCAUUUUCUCCAAUUGCUAAAUCUGCUGACCUAGUGGAAGAUGAAAGUUCAAAUGGUAUUAUUAGUUCAGGUAACUCUGGCAUGCCUAUAACAAGCCUUCGCUCAAUUAAUUCAAACAACAUCGUCUCUGCGCAAAGCUCUAUAUCACAUGGAUAUAGUCCAAUUGCUGCAAAAGGCCAUAAGGAGUCAGUGUAUGCUCUGGCCAUGAGUGAUAAUGGAUCAUUGCUUGUGUCUGGUGGAACAGAGAAGGUCAUCCGAGUUUGGGAUCCAAGAACUGGUUCAAAGAACAUGAAGUUAAGAGGUCACACUGAUAACAUCAGGGCUUUGCUUCUGGAUUCUACUGGCAGGUAUUGCUUGUCUGGUUCAUCUGAUUCAAUGAUUCGUUUAUGGGAUCUUGGUCAGCAGCGCUGUGUGCAUUCUUAUGCAGUGCACACGGACUCUGUUUGGGCACUUGCCAGCACUCCUACAUUCAGCCAUGUUUACAGUGGAGGAAGGGAUCUUUCGUUGUACCUGACUGACUUGUCAACCAGAGAGAGCAUCUUACUUUGCACAAAAGAACACCCAAUUUUGCAAAUGGCCUUGCAAGAUGAUAGCAUAUGGGUUGCAACAACAGAUUCUUCUGUGCACAGGUGGCCUGCUGAAGGACGUAAUCCUCAAAAAGCUUUCCAAAAAGGUGGUUCAUUCUUAGCGGGAAAUUUAUCCUUCACAAGAGCAAGGGCGUGCUUGGAAGGGUCUACUCCUGUUCCAGUGUACAGAGAACCAUCACUUACUAUUCCUGGAAUUCCUGGAAUAGUACAACAUGAGAUUCUGAAUAACAGAAGACAGGUCCUGACAAAGGACACAGAUGGUUCGGUGAAACUGUGGGAGAUAACCAAGGGAGUUGUUGUUCAGGACUAUGGUCAGGUUUCUUUUGAAGAGAAGAAAGAAGAACUUUUUGAGACGGUGAGCAUUCCUGCAUGGUUUACAAUGGAUACUCGACUUGGGAGCUUGUCUGUCCACUUGGAUACACCUCAAUGCUUUUCUGCUGAAAUGUAUGCUGUAGACUUGCAUGUUUCAGGGGCAUCUGAGGAUCAGAAGAUCAACUUAGCUCAGGAGACUCUUCGUGGUUUAUUGGCACAUUGGCUGGCUAAAAGAAGGCAAAGGCCUGGGUCACAUGCUUCAGCUAAUGGUGACGUUCCAUCAGGGAAGGAUGCCUCUGUUAGAAAUCUUCCUCACACUAGAUUAGAUGUUGAUGAUGUAGGUGAAAACCACAAUUUGGUGCUUCCUGCAUUUGAGUUUUCGACAGUAUCACCUCCCUCCAUCAUUACAGAAGGCUCACAAGGAGGUCCUUGGAGGAAAAAGAUUACAGAUUUAGAAGGGACUGAAGAUGAGAAAGAUAUCCCAUGGUGGUGUCUAGAUUGUGUUUUAAAUGGUCGAAUGCCCCCUAGAGAAAACACUAAGUGUAGCUUUUACUUGCAUCCAUGCGAAGGUUCAAACGCUCAAGUACUUACACAAGGAAAACUCAGUGCACCUCGUAUAUUGCGGAUACACAAAGUGGUUAACUAUGUCAUGGAUAAAUUGGUUCCUGACAAACCAUUAGAUAGCGGGAGUACAGAUGGAACAUUUGGACUAGGACUUGGUGGUGGACCAAUGCCAUUUUCUUCUAUUGAUGAUGGCUCUUUCCAUUCGGGAUUAAAGUCCUGGCAAAAGCGAAAGCCAUCCAUAGAGAUUUUAUGCAAUAACCAGGUUCUGUCACCAGAGAUGAGUUUGGCAACUGUGAGAGCUUAUAUAUGGAAGAAGCCUGAAGAUUUGGUCCUCAAUUACAGAGUGGUUCAAACCAGAUGAUUGUGCAAACUCCGUGACAAGGUUAGAACACCUUAUGCUCUCCUUCAUGCAAAGCAAUGAAUGAGCGAGGAUCAACAAAGAGCCAGUAAUUGCUGAGCUGUACAGUUCCAAGUAUAUUGAUUUUUCAACGCGGGAACUGUAUGCGCAAAUAAUGAAGUUCAGAGUCUAUACCAAUUGUGAUGCGUUCGGUUUUGAAGCUCCCGAUGACGAUGCUUUGCAUAUUUAUGAUUCACUUCUACAACUUAAACUUUCUAUUUAUUGAAGUCCUGGAGAAGCAUCCCGGCAAACCUAGUUGAGGUGAGAGUUGCUUGGGAGGACUGGAUAAAAUUAGUGACAAUGUUGAAAUCAAAUGUUAGGUGUGAAUUAUGUCUUCGCACUUGGAACCUUCAGAGGCAUGUUCCUCAUAAUAAAUACAUAACUUGAUGCAUAUAUAUAUAUAUAUAUUUCCUU